Lodderomyces parapsilosis is the source of this 252-nucleotide messenger RNA. RefSeq lists its product as uncharacterized. Lineage: Eukaryota; Fungi; Ascomycota; Pichiomycetes; Serinales; Debaryomycetaceae. The transcript has a single exon. Bases 1 to 252 code for a protein of 83 amino acids. The record is from RefSeq and is a predicted model, not a curated record.
AUGUUCUCUCAAAGCGGCACAAACACACCAGUUCCACAAUCUAGAAAUGUUCCAGUUCCUAUACACGAUACAAUUGGCGACUCCAUAACUUGGGUCAACGAGCGGUUCUCAUUUGACCAGGAUGGUACCAACUCAUUGCAAUUGAAGGGAUGGGUCAAGACUAAUCAGAGUCAUAAAAAUACAUUGCCAAAGUCUUACCUCAAUUUGAGUGAGACAAAGUGGCAGUAUAUGAAGGAAUCUUCUAUCGAUUGA